AUGUCUGUCUCCUGGCCUGGCUCCCAUCCCAGCCCACCUGGGCCACCAGCACCUCUCCCACCUGGGCCACCAGCACCUCUCCCACCUGGGCCACCAGCACCUCUCCCACCUGGGCCACCAGCACCUCUGUCUCCUGCCCUGACUCCCACCCCAGCCCACCUGGGCAUCAGCACUUCUGUCUCUUGCCCUGACUCCCACUCAUCCCACCUGGGCAUCAGCACUUCUGUCUCUUGCCCUGACUCCCACCCCAGCUCACUUGGGCUGCUUCCGGCCCUCGGCCACACGUCCCCCACCUCCGGGGGCUUCCCGGCCCGCACCCGCGCCCCCACCCCCCGGGACCCCGCACACCACGACUCCCCGCUGCGGGGGACCCCGCCCCGCACACGUCUCCUCAACCCGGGGACCCCGCUCCACGUGUCCUCACCCUGGGGACCCCCGCCCCAGCACACGUCUUCUCGUCCCGGGGACCACCGCCCCGCACACGGCCCCUCAACCCGGGAACCCCCGCCCCGCACACGUCUCCUCACCCUGGGGACCCCCGCCCCGCACACGUCUCCUCACCCUGGGGACCCCCGCCCCAGCACACGUCUCCCCGCCCCGGGGACCCCCGCCCCGCACACGUCUCCUCACCCUGGGGACCCCCCGCCCCGCACACGUCUCCUCACCCUGGGGACCCCCGCCCCGCACACGUCUCCUCACCCUGGGGACCCCCGCCCCAGCACACGUCUCCCCGCCCCCGGGACCCCCGCCCCGCACACGGCUCCUCAACCCGGGAACCCCCGCCCCGCACACGUCUCCUCGCCCCGGGGACCCCCGCCCCGCACACGUCUCCUCGCCCCGGGGACCCCCGCCCCGCACACGUCUCCUCGCCCCGGGGACCCCCGCCCCAGCACACGUCUCCCCGCCCCCGGGACCCCCGCCCCGCACACGGCUCCCCGCCCCCGGGACCCCCGCCCCGCACACGUCUCCCCGCCCCCGGGACCCUCGCUCUGGACACACGUCUCCCCCCCAACCACGCGGCGACCGACACCCACCUGCUCCCCAGCAGCCUCCCCGGCCCGGCCGCCCUUGAGCAUCGCCCGGUCGUCUCCACCGCGCCCUCCGCGCCGCCUGCGCCCCGACCCGCACCCAGAGCGCGGCGCCCCGCCUCCGCCCGCCCAGCAGACUCCCGCCCGCACCCGCCCCGCCCCUGCGCCACAGCCCACCGCCCGCCCGCGCCCCCUGCCCACCCUUCCCAGAGCCCCGGGCCCGGCCCACCCUUCCUGGCCUCCCAGCGCCCCCGGCCCACCCACCAGCCCCGCGGAGCCCCCGGCCCACCCUCUCCGCCACCCCGCCUCCCGGAGCCCCCCCCCCCCCCCCCCCCCCGGCUCACCCUCUCCCGGCCUCCAGCCCCGCGGAGCCCCCGGCCCACCCUCCCGGCCUCCCGGCCUCCAGCCUCCGCCCGGCCCCCGGCGCCCCCCGCGCCCCCGGCCCACCCUCUCCUCCCCCGGCCGCCCACCCCUUCCCGGCCUCCAGCCCCCCGGAGCCCCGGGCCCACCCUCUCCGCCCCCGGCCUCCGGCCUCCGCCCGGCCCCCCGGCGCCCCCCGCGCCCCCGGCCCACCCUCCCGGCCUCCCGGUGGGCGUGCGCGGCGCAGCCGGCGCAGAUGCGCCCGGAGUGGGAGGCGCCGAGGGUGGGGCGCGGGCCGGGCGGCGCGGGGGGCCGGGGGCGGCGGCGGCCGGCGCGGGGGGCGCGGAGGCCGGGGGCGGGCGGCCGGGGGCGCCGGCCGGCGAUGCGGGGCCGGGCGGGCGCGGGAGGAUGA
Messenger RNA from Erinaceus europaeus (western European hedgehog), 1800 nucleotides. RefSeq names its product basic proline-rich protein-like. Bases 1 to 1800 code for a protein of 599 amino acids. The record is from RefSeq and is a predicted model, not a curated record. Lineage: Eukaryota; Metazoa; Chordata; Mammalia; Eulipotyphla; Erinaceidae. The transcript has 5 exons.